AUGGACCUGGGCAAGUCAUUAAAACUACACCACUAUGGCAGCUUUGAGCGCCACCAAAUGUAUGACAUCAUCACGGAUCACGGAUCAACCAAGAUCAUGAUCGAUCAGAAAGUCCCGCUCGACCCCCAACGAGCACAGGAUCGAAUCUCAGUGGAGGCAAACAAUAUCAUGACAUAA
Molecule: messenger RNA, 177 nt
Organism: Laetiporus sulphureus 93-53
Lineage: Eukaryota; Fungi; Basidiomycota; Agaricomycetes; Polyporales; Laetiporaceae
Exons: 2
Coding region: 1-177 (58 amino acids)
Source: RefSeq, a predicted model, not a curated record